AUGGCAACAAUAUCCCGGACCCGUCUAAUCGCACUCUUUGUCCCCCCGGUCGUGAUAGGAUACAGCGUGCACCAUGGUCUUCGCUCUCUAGAACAACAAUAUCCCAACGUACCCAUCGACAACUCCACCAGUAUCGCCCUCCGAACCCCGUCCCAUCCAUCGUCCCAACACUGUCCGCGGAUCGACCUCUUCACCGCAAGAGUCCCUCUCAAAGCUCUCCAAUCCCGACUGCCCCAGACAAAGCAACCCAAUGAAAAAACCACCCCCUCCACUCAGGACCUCACCACCACCUGGGCGCAAACCCUCUUCAACACAAAGCCUCUCCGCGCCGAAGCCAAACUCUGCGGCCUCUUAACCGGCGCCGGCUUCAACACCGGCGAUCUCGGCGACACGCCCGCGGCGUUCGCACCGGACCCAAUAACCAAGGCCCCGCGGGUCCUUGCGCAUGGCGCGUUUGUUGUCGAGCGGCCGCCUGCCGAAGAUGAUCACUACGGCUUGCUGGUGCGGUGGGAUAUGGCGGAUGAGGUGCGCCGGUUCUUUGAGCGCAUUGCGCUGUGGGGGUACCCGUGGCGGAUGAUGAGCGGCGGCCGGCAUGAGUUGAUGGUCUCUGCGCCGUUUGAGGUCGAUGGCGAAGGUCCGUUUGUGGAGGUUGGGUUUGCUAGCGCCCAUGAUUAUGAGGUUGUUGCCUCGGAGGGGGAGAACCAGAAGAUGAUCCCUGAGUGGACGCAGAGGCUACACUGCGGGUAUGCGCGUCUGCUGUUGCAUGCUGCUGUUCGGGAGCUGAAACAGUGA
Molecule: messenger RNA, 792 nt
Organism: Aspergillus terreus NIH2624
Lineage: Eukaryota; Fungi; Ascomycota; Eurotiomycetes; Eurotiales; Aspergillaceae
Exons: 1
Coding region: 1-792 (263 amino acids)
Source: RefSeq, a predicted model, not a curated record